UUCGCGACAACAGCGACGACGACGACGAGGAGUAGGAGGAGGCGGCUGCUCGCGAUUCUUGUUUCCUCAGCUAUGCUCCACUUGAAAGUGAAAGAGAGAGAGAAAGAGACACUGCUUUUUGAUACGAUCAUCGUCUCUCGCACGUGGGAGGAUGUUAGAUAUUCUAGAGUUCUCCGGAGGAAGGAAGAAAGAGAGAGACACAUUACAGAUCUAUUUGUCACAUAGAAAAAAAAUGCGUUCCAGUUUUAAGGUAAUUGGUCCGUCAAACCAUUUUCUUAAAGUAGCCUAAAUUAGCCUUUUAAAUUUUAUUUCCAUAUUGAUGGACAUAUUAUCUACAUAUCCAUAAAGAAGAAAAAAUCUCUUAUGAAACAAUUGACCAUUUGGAAGAUAUUCGCAACUAAAGGUGACACGUUUUAUACGCGUUCCUUGAUGUUAAUAUUUUAUCUUUAACUUUUAUUUUUAAUUUCUUCUAAACCACUAUAAUUUUGUUCCCUGUAUCGUUUGACGAACAAAAUUCUCUUGCGCCAGCCGAACGAGACGAGAACGAGCGGGAGCCAUCGAGAUGUUUCAUGAAGGUACCAAGGGAAUUUCUACUCCGCCGUUGGGCAACUUGAAGAGCCAUUAAGAUUGUAUUCUAAAAAUAAAUCCGUAACGUUGCGUCCGGGAUUAGAUUGAUCUAAAUUCUAAAUCGUCUAGACGAGUCGACACGGAGUUUAAUUCCCAUCUCGAUCGUUCACAGAUUGCUCGCAGUGCUUUUUUGCCUCGUUCAAAGGUGCUAACUUAGCUUUCAGUUAAUUAGAAAUCUAUAUUAUAAUCAUCUAAUCGGCGAUCGAUGAUCAGUAAAAAAUCAGAUGAUCGUGAAAAAUCGUUGAUCCACGCACUGGACAUACGAAAAGCGUUCGGCGUGGUCAGUGAUGUACACAGACUCGCGAGAGUAUUGCACAACCAAGCGAUUACGCUGAUAGACAGAAAACAUGGACGAGGAUUUCAUUGUAAUGUGCCAGGAGAAGUGAACGAAUUCGCCAGAAAUAGGAAACACGUGUGAAAGCAAGAAGAAUAACGUAUAAUGAUUUUCGAGCCUUGCGUCUCUUGUCAUUUUUUUAAAUAUUGACUAGUAGAUAGUAUUAUUUGGCAUAUUCGAAGCUUCAAAAUAAUCCUUCGGUAUAAUAUAAUAUAAUAUUCUUCGAUAUUUCACGACGAAGUUCCGAGAUUCGAAGUCGAAUUAUUCGAAGCUCCGAACUUCGCUCGAACAUUCACAUACCGAAGCUGUUAACAAAACUAAUUUUAGAGAAUGCAAACAAAAUAUUGUCUUAUUAGAGAGUAUCAAUUGAACGUUAAGACGUCCUAACAGGUCCUAAAGAUAUUUUUCAGACGAUAAGACAAAUUUCAUUACUCGAACGUAACGCGUCGAAGAUUCAGAGUGUCGAAGUUUCGAAGAGCCGGUGCCUCGAUCAUACAAUUUUCAACCCCGAUACUGACGUGAAAGAAAGAGCUGAUCGUGCGAUUAUUUCUUAUACGAGAAUCAAGUGAUUUCUAAAUACUUCCGCCUCCAAGACCCGUUCUUUCGCCAUCUUUGGCCAGGUCCUUCUAAUCGGCCGCGGCAAUUGAAAGAGAGGGUGCGCGAUCGUGCGCGGCGGCCAAGUUCAAGUGCGGCCGGUCGGCCGGUCGCGGAUGUCAACGGCGGCGAACUUUCGAAGUUUCAGGCCGGGACCGACGGUGGGGACCCACGGUGGUGGCCCGGCCAUCGGGUAUAUAAAGCGGCUGCGAUCAACAACGGACAUCAUCAGUCUCGCUUUGGUAGAUAACCAAAACCAACCAAAUCCACUCAACAAUGGCAUUCAAGUUCGUCGCUUUUGCCGCCCUCGUGGUCGCCGCCAACGCCGGUGUGCUCGCCCCUGCUCCUCUGGCGUACGCCACGGCUCCGGUCGCCGUCGCCCCGGUCGCCAAGGCUGUGGUCGCCAAGGCGGUCGACGCUGACUUCGACCCGCAUCCCCAGUACAGCUACGCCUACGACGUGCACGACAGCUUGACCGGGGACGCCAAGAGCCAGCAGGAGACCCGCGACGGUGACAUCGUCCAAGGCAGCUACUCCCUCCUGGAAGCCGACGGCACCAGGCGCACCGUCGACUACACCGCUGACCCGGUCAACGGAUUCAACGCCGUCGUCCGCAAGGAGCCCGCCGCCGUCGCCGUCAAGGCCGUCGCCGCCGCCCCCGUCGCUCACGUCGCAUCGGCUCCUCUCGCCUACGCCGCGCCUGUCGCCAAGAUCGCCACCCCUGUGGCUCACGCUCCCCUCGCCUACGCCGCCCCCGUAGCCAAGGUCGCCGCUCCCAUCAGCUACGCCGCUCCCAUCAGCUACGCCGCGCCAGUAGCCAAGAUCGCCACCCCGGUUGCCGCUCCCAUCAGCUACGCCGCUCCCGUGGCCAAGAUCGCCGCCCCCGUGGCCUACGCCGCACACGCUGCUCCUCUGGCUUACGCCGCACACGCUGCUCCUCUGGCCUACGCCGCGCACGCUGCACCCGUCACCUACGCCGCGCACGCUGCACCCGUCACCUACGCCGCGCACGCUGCACCCGUCACCUACGCAGCACACGCUGCGCCCGUCGCCUACGCCGCGCACGCAGCACCCCUCGCCAAGUUCGCCGCCGCGCCAGCCAUCUCCUACGCCGCCCCAGCUGCCUACAUCCACUGA
Dinoponera quadriceps is the source of this 2692-nucleotide messenger RNA. Its product is annotated as cuticle protein 19.8-like. The transcript is spliced from 2 exons. The record is from RefSeq and is a predicted model, not a curated record. Gene Ontology annotation, cellular component: extracellular matrix. Lineage: Eukaryota; Metazoa; Arthropoda; Insecta; Hymenoptera; Formicidae. Bases 1832 to 2692 code for a protein of 286 amino acids.